Molecule: messenger RNA, 912 nt
Organism: Fusarium poae
Lineage: Eukaryota; Fungi; Ascomycota; Sordariomycetes; Hypocreales; Nectriaceae
Exons: 3
Coding region: 1-912 (303 amino acids)
Biological process (GO): protein N-linked glycosylation
Cellular component (GO): Golgi membrane
Molecular function (GO): glycosyltransferase activity
Source: RefSeq, a predicted model, not a curated record
AUGGGCUACCUGUAUCUUCGUCGGGGUAAAAGGCAGAGGGUCCUCCUACUCGCAAUCGGUAUUCUAAUAUCGCUCGGUCUGGUCGUACACUAUCGGUCAUUGCUGUACUCUUCAUCAUCUAGUAGAGACCUGUAUCUAUCAGCAAAACUACUAGCAGCAGAAGAUACACCACAAAUAAUGCAACAACUGUGGAAGCCUCUACUACAUGAGCUCAAUGCUACGCACUUCAUCACGAAAGAAGGCCAUCGCUACACGAUUGAAGAGAGCAACUAUCGCUGGGAGUCACCUUUGAAGAAAAAGUUGCUCAUUCUGGACGUGGACACUCGACUUGACAGAGGCGCUGGCGCUGUUACGAACAAAUCACCCUUGUCUCCCAGUGAAUUGACAGGGAGGUCAGGCGGCAUGAUGAACCACUAUCUCUACGCUAUGAUUCAUGGCUAUGACUAUCAGUUCAUCCGAGCUCCCGACUAUUAUAACCGCCAUGGAACAUGGGUUAAGGUCCCUAUGAUCAAACAGGCACUUGAGAGUUAUGAAACCGUUGUUUUUCUUGAUGCCGAUGCUGUCUUUGUGUAUCCCGAACUUCCCCUGGAGUGGUUAAUGAGUCUAUGGAACAUAACAGACAAGACACUUGUCGCCAUGGCUAACGAUCCAGAUACCCCAAAAAAUCGUGAUGCACAAGGCACAGUGAUGAUGAACACUGGAUUUAUCAUCGCUAGGCAAAGCGACCGGACCCAAGACUUGUUUCAUGAUUGGAAUCAGUGCCCUACCGAGACGAAAUAUAAAGGUUGUCAAAGGUGGAUGAAGGAUUGGGCACACGAGCAGGCAGCGUUUUCGAACCAUGUCCGCUACGAGUACAAUUCGACAGAUGAAGACCCUUUUCAUCCAAAAUGCCAAGAACAGUUCAACGCUUAA